AUGGAUCAUUUCUUUUUUAAAAGAAAGAGGAAUAAUGAAGCGAAAUAUGCAGAAGCAUGUUCAAGUUCUACUGCUGGAUCUGGAAGUGUGAAUAGUGACAAUAUUGAGAAUAACAUUGACUCUAAUCUGCAAACAUCAACUUCGUUUGAGCCACAUUUCCAAAAGAAAAAAGUAGCUGCAGUGCGUUAUAAUGAAGAUUAUUUUAAAUACGGUUUUAUCAAAUGUGAAAAACCCUUUGAAAAUGACAGGCCUCAGUGUGUUAUUUGUAAUAAGAUUCUUGCAAAUGAAAGCUUAAAACCUUCAAAAUUAAAAAGGCACUUAGAAACACAGCAUGCUGAACUUAUUGAUAAGCCUCUUGAAUAUUUUCAAAGAAAUAAAAUAGAGGUAAAGUCAUCAACACAAUUUCUUAGCUGCUCUACUACUGUUAGUGAGAAAACCUUAUUAUCAUCAUAUUUAGUUGCAUAUCAUGUGGCAAAAGAGAAAAUGGCUCACACAGCUGCUGAAAAAAUUAUUCUUCCAGCAUGUUUGGAUAUGCGUACAAUUUUUGAUGAUAAAUCUGCUGAGAAAUUAAAAAUUAUUCCUAGUGAUAACACAAUAUCUCUUCGAAUUUGUACGAUUGCCGAACAGUUAGAGGCAAUGCUUAUUACUCGGUUACAGUCGGGAACAGAUUUUGCAAUCCAGCUUGAUGAAAGCACGGAUACUGGAAGCCACACAGCACUUUUAGCCUAUGUCAGAUAUGCGUGGCAAGGUGAUUUUAUGGAGGAUUUUUUGUGUUGUUUAAACUUAACCUCACACCUAAGUGGAUUAGAUAUUUUCACAGAAUUAGAAAAGUGCAUUGUUGGUCAGUAUAAAUUAAACUGGAAAAACUGCAAAGGAAUUAAAAGUGACGGAACAGCAAACAUAACUGGAACAGCAAUUUAAAAAUUGCUAGAAGUUACUAGUGCUGCAUGGAAUCAUUGUUUUAUACAUCGUGCAGCGUUAGCAUCCAGAGAGAUUCCACGGAAGCUCAUGGAAGUAUUGAAAAAGGCAGUGAAAGUUCUUAAUUUUAUUAAAGGAAGCUCACUAAAUAGCCGACUUUUUGAAACAUUUUGUUCAGAAAUUGGAGCUAAUUAUACCCACUCACUGUAUCAUACCAAAGUUCGUUGGUUGUCUCAAGGGAAAAUACUAAGCAGGGUUUAUGAACUCAGGAAUGAGAUCCACGUUUUUCUCAUUGAAAAGAAAUCUCAUUGUUUUGAGGAUGAUAUUUGGGUAACGAAACUGGCAUAUUUAACUGAUAUUUUUGGCAUCCUUAAUGAACUAAGUUUAAAACUACAGGGGGAAAACAGUGACAUAUUCCAACAGGCCGAACAUACCCAAGGAUUCCAAAAGACAUUAUUGUGGCAAGCAAGUCUUAAAAGCAACUGUCCUAGCUACUACAUGUUUCCAAUGUUUUUGCAGCACAUUGAAGAGAAUGUUAUCAAUGAAAACAUUUGGGAAGAAAUAAAACUAGAGAUAUUGUUGCAUCUCACUUCUCUCUGUCAAACCUUUAACCAUUUAUCCCAGGAAGAGAAAUUUGAAACAUUAAGACAAAAUUGUUGGGUAAAAGAUCCAUUUGCUUUUCGAAACCCAGAAGCAAUAAUUGAGUUAAACUUGGUGCCUGAAGAAGAAAAUGAAUUACUGCAGCUCAGUUCUUCAUAUACAUUGAAGAAUGAUUAUGAAACAUUAAGUUUAUCAGCAUUUUGGAUUAAGAUAAAGGAAGACUUUCCUUUUAUAAGUCGAAAGAGUAUCCUGCUAUUAUUACCAUUCACAACGACUAGUUUGUGUGAACUAGGGUUUUCAGUCUUAACCCAGUUAAAAGCAAAGGAAAGGAAUGGAUUAAAUGGUGCAGCAGAUAUACGAGUAGCAUUAUCCUCCUGUGUUCCAGACUGGAAUGAACUUAUGAACAGGCAAGCACACCUACCACGUUAA
This is a messenger RNA of Delphinapterus leucas (beluga whale), 1947 nucleotides long. RefSeq names its product protein ZBED11-like. Lineage: Eukaryota; Metazoa; Chordata; Mammalia; Artiodactyla; Monodontidae. The record is from RefSeq and is a predicted model, not a curated record.